UGAAGCAGAAAAUAUUUUUGUACAAUUUGCCCUAUGUAUAGCUUUCCCUAGUUUCUUAGGCCUGCAGAACUUAUUCAUGAACAUCCUGACCGAUCCAGACUGAUUAUUGUAAUAUUGAUCGAGAACAUUACCAAGUUUUUUCUGUAGUGUGAAUUGAGUUGAAGUAAUAAAUAAAUUCAAACAUUUGAUUUAUUACAGUUGUGAAGAAAAAAAUCCUGGUAAAAGUUCAGAUUCAAAUUCAUCCAAUGCAACUCCAGAACAACCAUUCAUACCAUCUAAUAUGGAUGUUGUUGAAAUGUUUAAUAUUGUUAAACCCUACAUGCGCCAGUUAUUAGAAGAUACUAAUGCUGUAAGUGAAAUACAUUUAUAUUAAACAGAAUGGACCUAAGAAAUGGAAAAAUUUGAAAUAAAUCAAAAACAUUUAAAAUUGUUUUUCAAAAUGUAUUGUUAAUAACAUAGAAUAAAUAAUAUACCAUUUAGGGUUUAGAACAUUAAAAUAUUCUGUUCAGAAAGAUAUAUCUGCAAGAUGGUGUCCAUUUUUCUAGAAUGCAUUCCCGGAAUCAUGUGUAGAGCUUUAGCAUUACUCUUUGCAACUGUACAGCACUCGCCCAACAACACUUCUCUAGUUAAGGAAUCCAAGGAGAUAUUACUUAAAUUUCAAUAGAGAUGUUACAGAAUCAUUCAAAACCUCCAUUCACAAUUUCAGAAAUUCAUACUGAAGAACAAACACCAUUUUAAUGUUAUUUUUAUCUGAACUUAAUAUUUUAGUAUUUUAAACCUUAUAUAAUAUAUUAUUUUAUUAACAAUAAAUAUUGAAAAAGAAUCUUAAACUUUUGUAACAGUUAAUUCAAAUUUUUCUUGAGCCUACAAUUCAAUUUGUUAUUUCUAAUGAAUAUAUUUUUCAGCUGAAAAUGUGGGUAUCCUUAUUAAUUCCAAAAAUCGAAGAUGGUAACAAUUUUGGGGUAGCUGUUCAAGAAGAUACUCUUGCUCAAAUCCAACAUGUUGAAGCUGAAGUUGCCAGUUAUCUUGAACAAGAGUUUCAAUAUUUAGUAUCUCGUGGAAAUUUAAUAGCCAAGGUUAAUAUUUAUCUAGAUAUUUCAGUAGUAGUAAUACAAGUUUAAUAAAUAAUAAUUAUCAAUACCACAUAUGUGUCAUACAUAAAUGACUGGUUUUCUAGCUAUACAAAUAAUCAUUUCAUAUAUUCAAUAAUAACUUUACCUACAAAUUUAUUCAGAGUGGAGUUUUUUAUACAUGUUUGACAGGUGUAAUAUUGUUAAUGUUCUGUUAAAAAUUAAAUCUUAAAACAAUUAUAACAAAAUCACCAGUAUGUUUUGAAAAUUUGUCCAUGAUCAGAAAAGGCUAAUACAAGGUGAUAUUUUUUUAUCAUGAACCAGAAAUUUUCUUACAGUUGUCAAUUAGAUCAUAAGUAAUUCUGUAUGUAUGAAUUCUAUGUGGAUUCAGCUCUCAACAACAAUUUUCAACCAAUUCACAACAUAAUAAUUAUAUUGAAAACAACAAAAAUAAAAUGUUAUAAUUUUUAAACUGUUGUUCAUGUUUUAGGUGGUGAAAUAUCUCUAUGUAGAAGAUUAUAAACGAGCUAUAGAUGAAUUAGAUGAAAGAACUUAUGUAUCCAUGGCCAUUGCCAUGCAUGAAGUACGCAAUCAUUAUACUACAUUGCAUGACAUUGUG
This is a messenger RNA of Cinara cedri, 1689 nucleotides long. The record is from the annotation of a GenBank genome assembly. Lineage: Eukaryota; Metazoa; Arthropoda; Insecta; Hemiptera; Aphididae.